AUGGGUGCCCUGAGCACGUGCCGGACGCUGGUGUUGGCUCUGGCGGCCGUGCUCCUGGUGCAGCAGGCAGAGAACCGGGGCCCUGCGGAGCCGAGCUGGGGGAGCGCAGGGCCCACCACAGAUGGCGGUGCCCCGACGUCCUCGCCCACCCGGCGUGUGAGCUUUGUUCCACCCGUCACUGUCUUCCCCAGCCUGAGCCCCCUGAACCCGGCGCACAACGGGCGGGUGUGCAGCACCUGGGGCGACUUCCACUACAAGACCUUCGACGGCGACGUCUUCCGCUUUCCCGGCCUCUGCAACUACGUGUUCUCCGAGCACUGCGGCGCUGCCUACGAGGACUUCAACGUCCAGCUGCGCCGAGGCCUGGUGGGCUCCAGGCCUGUGGUCACCCGUGUUGUCAUCAAGGCCCAGGGGCUGGUGCUAGAGGCGUCCAAUGGCUCUGUCCUCGUCAACGGGCAGCGGGAGGAGCUGCCUUACAGCCGCACUGGGCUCCUGGUGGAGCAGAGCGGGGACUAUGUCAAGGUCAGCAUCCGGCUGGUCCUGACCUUCCUGUGGAAUGGAGAGGACAGUGCCCUGCUGGAGCUGGACCCCAAAUACGCCAACCAGACCUGUGGCCUGUGCGGGGACUUCAACGGCCUCCCAGCCUUCAACGAGUUCUACGCCCACAACGCCAGACUGACCCCGCUCCAGUUUGGGAACCUGCAGAAGUUGGAUGGGCCCACGGAGCAGUGCCCGGACCCGCUGCCCUUGCCGGCCAGCAAUUGCACAGACGAGGAAGGCAUUUGCCAUCACACCCUGCUGGGGCCAGCCUUUGCGGAGUGCCACGCACUGGUGGACAGCGCCCCGUACCUGGCUGCCUGCGCCCAGGACCUGUGCCGCUGCCCCACCUGCCCAUGCGCCACCUUUGUGGAAUACUCACGCCAGUGCGCCCACGCAGGGGGCCAGCCGCAGAACUGGAGGCGCCCUGAGCUCUGCCCCCGGACCUGCCCUGUCAACAUGCAGCACCAGGAGUGUGGCUCACCCUGCGUGGACACCUGCUCCAACCCCCAGCGUGCGCAGCUCUGCGAGGACCACUGCGUGGAUGGCUGCUUCUGCCCCCCAGGCACGGUGCUGGAUGAUGUCACACACUCUGGCUGCCUGCCCCUCGAGCAGUGCCCCUGCACCCACGGCGGCCACACCUACAGCCCGGGCGCCUCCGUCAACACCACCUGCAGCUCCUGCACCUGCUCUGGGGGGCUGUGGCAGUGCCAGGACCUGCCGUGCCCUGGCACCUGCUCCGUGCAGGGUGGGGCCCACAUCUCCACCUACGACGAGAAACUUUACGACCUGCAUGGCGACUGCAGCUACGUUCUGUCCAAGAAAUGUGCUGAUAGCAGCUUCACCGUGCUGGCCGAGCUGCGGAAGUGCGGACUGACGGACAACGAGAACUGCCUGAAGGCCGUGACGCUCAGCCUAGACAGCGGGGACACGGCCAUCCGGGUCCAGGCAGACGGCAGCGUGUUCCUCAACUCCAUCUACACGCAGCUGCCCCUGUCGGCAGCCAACAUCACCCUGUUCACACCCUCGAGCUUCUUCAUCGUGGUGCACACAGGCCUCGGGCUGCAGCUGCUGGUGCAGCUGGUGCCGCUCAUGCAGGUGUUUGUCAGGCUGGACCCCGCCCACCAGGGCCAGAUGUGCGGCCUGUGUGGGAACUUCAACCAGAACCAGGCUGACGACUUCACAGCCCUCAGCGGGGUGGUGGAGGCCACAGGCGCAGCCUUCGCCAACACCUGGAAGGCCCAGGCCGCCUGUGCCAAUGCCAGGAACAGCUUUGAGGACCCCUGCUCCCUCAGUGUAGAGAAUGAGAACUACGCCCGGCACUGGUGCUCACGCCUGACUGACCCCACCGGCUCCUUCUCGCGCUGCCACUCCGUCAUCAACCCCAAGCCUUUCCACUCGAACUGCCUGUUUGACACCUGCAACUGUGAGAGGAGCGAGGACUGCCUGUGUGCCGCACUGUCCUCCUAUGUGCACGCCUGCGCCGCCAAGGGCGUGCAGCUCAGCGGCUGGAGGGACGGCAUCUGCACCAAGUACAUGCAGAACUGCCCCAAGUCCCAGCGCUACGCCUACGUGGUGGACGCCUGCCAGCCGACUUGCCGCGGCCUGAGUGAGGCCGACGUCACCUGCAGCGUUUCCUUUGUGCCUGUGGAUGGCUGCACCUGCCCCAUGGGCACCUUCCUCAAUGACGUGGGGGCCUGUGUGCCCGCCCGGGAGUGCCCCUGCUAUGUUCACGGCACCGUGCUGGCUCCUGGAGAGGUGGUGCACGACGAAGGCGCUGUGUGUUCGUGUGAGGGUGGGAAGCUGAGCUGCCUGGGAGCCUCUCUGCAGAAAAGCACAGGGUGUGUGGCCCCCAUGGUGUACCUGGACUGCAGCAACAGCUCGGUGGGCCCUGGGGCCGAGUGCCUCCGGAGCUGCCACACGCUGGACGUGGGCUGUUUCAGCACACACUGCGUGUCUGGCUGUGUCUGUCCCCCUGGGCUGGUGUCAGAUGGGAGUGGGGGCUGCAUCGCCGAGGAGGACUGCCCCUGUGUGCACAACGAGGCCACCUACAAGCCUGGAGAGACCAUCAGGGUCGACUGCAACACCUGCACCUGCAGGAACCGGAGGUGGGAGUGCAGCCACCGGCUCUGCCUGGGCACCUGCGUGGCCUACGGGGACGGCCACUUCAUCACCUUUGAUGGCGAGCGUUACACCUUUGAAGGCAGUUGCGAGUACAUCCUGGCUCAGGACUACUGUGGGGACAACGCCACUCACGGGACCUUCCGCAUCGUCACCGAGAACAUCCCCUGUGGGACCACCGGCACCACCUGCUCCAAGGCCAUCAAGCUCUUUGUGGAGAGCUACGAGUUGAUCCUCCAGGAGGGCGCCUUUAAGGCAGUGGCGAGGGGGCCGGGCGGGGACCCGCCCUACAAGAUCCGCUACAUGGGGAUCUUCCUGGUCAUCGAGACCCGCUGGAUGGCCGUGUCCUGGGACCGGAAGACCAGCGUGUUCAUCCGACUGCACCAGGACUACAAGGGCAGGGUCUGCGGCCUGUGCGGGAACUUCGACGACCAUGCCAUCAAUGACUUUGCCACGCGUAGCCGGUCCGUGGUGGGGGACACGCUGGAAUUUGGGAACAGUUGGAAGCUCUCCCCGUCCUGCCCGGAUGCCCUGGCGCCCAAGGACCCCUGCACGGCCAACCCCUUCCGCAAGUCCUGGGCCCAGAAGCAGUGCAGCAUCCUCCAUGGCCCUACCUUUGCCGCCUGCCGCUCCCAGGUUGACUCCACCAAGUACUACGAGGCCUGCGUGAACGACGCGUGUGCCUGUGACUCGGGUGGUGACUGCGAGUGUUUCUGCACGGCUGUGGCUGCCUACGCCCAGGCUUGCCACGACGCGGGCCUGUGUGUGUCCUGGCGGACUCCGGACACUUGCCCUUUGUUCUGUGACUUCUACAACCCACACGGGGGCUGUGAGUGGCACUACCAGCCCUGUGGGGCACCCUGCCUAAAAACCUGCCGGAACCCCAGUGGGCACUGCCUGGUGGACCUGCCUGGCCUGGAAGGCUGCUACCCGAAGUGCCCACCCAGCCAGCCCUUCUUCAAUGAGGACCAGAUGAAGUGCGUGGCCCAGUGUGGCUGCUACGACAGGGAUGGAAACUACUAUGACAUUGGCGCAAGAGUCCCCACAGCGGAGAACUGCCAGAGCUGUAACUGCACGCCCAGUGGCAUCCAGUGCGCUCAUACCCUUGAGGCCUGCACCUGCACCUAUGAGGACAGGACCUACGGCUACCAAGAUGUCAUCUACAACACCACCGAUGGGCUUGGUGCCUGUUUGAUCGCCAUCUGUGGAAGCAACGGCACCAUUGUCAGGAAGGCUGUGGCAUGUCCUGGAACUCCGGCCACAACGCCAUUCACCUUCACCACUAGCUGGGUCCCCCACUCCACGACAAGCCCAGCCCUCCCGGUCUCCACCGUGUGUGUCCGCGAGGUCUGCCACUGGUCCAGCUGGUACAACGGGCACCACCCAGAGCCUGGUCUGGGAGGCGGAGACUUUGAGACGUUUGAAAACCUGAGGCAGAGAGGGUACCAGGUGUGCCCUGUGCCAGCCGACAUCGAGUGUCGGGCAGGGCAGCUUCCCGACAUGCCACUGGGGGAGCUGGGCCAGCAGGUGGACUGUGACCGCGUGAGGGGGCUGAUGUGCGCCAACAGCCAGCAGAGCCCCCCGCUCUGUCACGACUAUGAGCUACGGGUUCUCUGCUGUGAAUACGUGCCCUGUGGCCCCUCCCUGGCCCCAGGCACCAGCCCUCAGCCCUCCCUCAGUGCCAGCACGGAGCCUGCUGUGCCUACCCCUACCCAGACCACAGCAACUGAAAAGACCACCCUGUGGGUGAUCCCGAGCAUCCGGUCAACAGCAGCCCUCACCUCACAGACUGGGUCCAGCUCAGGCCCCACGACGGUCACCUCCCUGGCCCCAGGUACCACUACCUGCCAGCCCCGGUGUCAGUGGACAGAGUGGUUUGAUGAGGACUACCCCAAGUCUGAACAACUUGGAGGGGACGUUGAGUCCUACGAUAAGAUCAGAGCCGCAGGAGGGCACUUAUGUGAGCAGCCUAAGGACAUAGAGUGCCAGGCCGAGAGCUUCCCCCACUGGCCCCUGGCUCAGGUGGGGCAGAAGGUGCACUGUGACGUCCGCUUUGGCCUGGUGUGCAGGAACUGGGAGCAGGAGGGCAUAUUCAAGAUGUGCUACAACUACAGGAUCCGGGUCCUGUGCUGCAGCACCGACCACUGCAGGGGACGAGCCACAACCCCACCACCAGCCACAGAGCUGGAGACGGCCACCACCACCACCACCACCCAGGUCCUGUUCUCAACGCUGCAGUCAACAAGUAGCCUGGGGGUGACCAGCACCACAGUAGUCCCCACCCUCUCAAAAGGACUGACAUCCCCCAGAUACACGGGCACCCUUGGUACAGCCACCACAGGAGGCCCCACGGUUCCUGCAGGCUCCACAGAACCCACUGUCCCAGGGGUGGCCACAUCUAGCCUUCCAACACGCUCAGUCCUGCCAGGGACCACGAGGAGUUCGGGCACAUGGCAUCCCUCACAGCCACCCACGCCAGCCCCAACGACAACGGCAACCUCCAGAGCUCACCUGACAGGCACAGCCAGUUCCGGCUCCAAACAGCCGCUGACCACGAGCCUGGCGCCGACACUCUCAAGCGAACUGUUGACCUCUCAGGCUGAGACCAGCACCCCCAGGACAGAGACGACGCUGAGCCCCUUGAUUGAGGCCACCACCAGCCAGAGCACUACCCACUGUCAACCGAAGUGUGAGUGGACAGAGUGGUUUGACGUGGACUUCCCAACCUCAGGGGUCGCAGGCGGGGACAUGGAAACUUUUGAAAACAUCAGGGCCGCUGGGGGUAAGAUGUGCUGGGCACCAAAGAGCAUAGAGUGCCGGGCGGAGAACUACCCCGAGGUAAGCAUCGACCAGAUCGGGCAGGUGCUGACCUGCAGCCUGGAGACAGGGCUGAUCUGCAAGAAUGAGGACCAGACAGGCAGGUUCAACAUGUGCUUCAACUACAAUGUGCGUGUGCUCUGCUGUGACGACUACAGCCAAUGCCCCCGCACAGCCGCCCCCACGCCCACCUCCUCCACACAGGCACCCAGACUCACCUCCAUGGGGGCCACCAGCCCCACACCUCCUCCCUACCAGGGGGCAGCAGACCUCCCAGGCUCCAUCCAUGCCCACCAGUCCAACUGUGACCAGCACCCCCACAACGUCCCCCCUGACUGGUUUGAUGAGGACUACCCCAGCUCUGACCCUGAUGGUGGGGACUUUGAGACCUUUGGGGUCAUCCGCUCUGCUGGCCACACCUUCUGCGAGCAUCCAUGGGACAUUGAGUGCCGCUCUGAGAAGGAGCCCAACCAAACCCUGGAGGCCCUGGGGCAGGUGGUGCAAUGUGACGUGAGCAUUGGGCUGCCACUGUGCCACCACUUCCACGAGCACCAGAUCCAUGGGUACCACUUCCACGAGUACCGGAUCCACGGCUACCACUCCCACGAGCACCGGAUCCACAGCUACCACUCCCACGAGCACCGGACCCACGGUUACCACUCCCACGAGCACCGGAUCCACAGUUACCGAACAGCUCACACUGUGAAAGUGCUGACCACCACAGCCAUCAAAACCCAGGCCACCAGCUCCACAGCCACCCCCUCCUCCACCUCUGGUACCACCUUGAUCCUCACAGAGCCAACCACUAAAGCCACCGUGACCAUGCCCACUGGCUCCAUGGCCACCGCCUCCUCCAGCCAAGGAACAGCUCACACCCCAAAAGUGACCACCAUGACCACGACACCCACAGUCACCGGCUCCAAAGCCACUCCCUCCUCCAGUCCAGGGACUGCACCCACCCUUCCAGCACUGACAAGCACAGCCACCACACCCACAGCUACAAGCUUUACAGCCAUCCCCUCUUCCUCUCUGGGGACCACCUGGACCCUCACAGCACAGACCACCACACCCACAGCCACCAUGUCCACAGCCAGACCCUCCUCCACUUCAGAGACUGCCCAUAUUUUCACAGGGCUUACCACCAUGGCCACCACAACCGGGGCCACUGGCUCCAUGGCCACCGCCUCCUCCAGCCCAGGAACAGCUCACACUACCAAAGUGCUGACUACCACAACCAUGGGUUUCACAGCCACUCCCUCCUCCAGCCCAGGGACUGCACGCACACUUCCAGUGCAGAUCCGCACAAACACCACACCCACAACCAGAGGCUCCAGGGUGACCUCCUCCUCCAUCCCAGGGACCACCCACACCCCCACAGUGCUGACCAACACCACCACAACUGUGGCUACUGGCUCUAUGGCAACACCCUCCUCUAGCCCACAGACCGCUGGUACACCCCCAGCACUGGCCACCACGGUCACAACAAUCACGGCCACAGGCUCCACCACCACCCCCUCCUCCACUCCAGGGACAACUCCCAUCUCCCCAGUGCUGACCACCACGGCCACCACACCUGCAGCCACCAGCACCACAGUAGCUCCCUCCUCUGCCCUAGGGACCACGCAUACACCCCCAGUGCUGUCCACCACAGCCACCACACAUGGGCGAUCCCAGCUCCCCGAGAGUCCCCGCACGGUACCCACAGCCCAGACUUCCAUGGCCACCUCGGGCACCACCCACAUCACAGAGCCAUCCACGGUGACUUCCCACACCCCAGCAGGAACCACCAGUACCACCUCACACUCGACUCCAGCCCUGUCCAGACCUCACACUCACAGCAGAACCACUGAGUCACGCCCUUCUCCAGGGAAGACCACCCCAGGCCUCACCACGGCCACCUCCAGGACCACGGCCACGGCCACACCCAGCGAGACCCACACCUCGACCCUGCUGCCCAGCAGCCCCACAUCGGCCCCCACGACCCCAGUGGUGUCCACGGGCUGUGAGCCCCAGUGUGCCUGGUCAGACUGGCUGGACUACAGCUACCCCAUGUCGGGGCCCUCUGGCGGGGACUUGGAGACCUACUCCAACAUCCGUGCGGCUGGAGGGGCCAUCUGUGAGCAGCCCUUGGGCCUUGAAUGCCGCGCCCAGGCCCAGCCUGGUGUCCCCCUGCGGGAGUUGGGCCAGGUCGUGGAAUGCAGCCUGGACGUCGGCCUGGUCUGCAGGAACCGUCAGCAGGUGGGGAAGUUCAAGAUGUGCUUCAACUACGAAAUCCGUGUUUUCUGCUGCAACUACAGCCACUGCCCCAGCACCCCGGCCAGCAGCUCCACGGCCACGCCCUCCUCCACUCCGGGGACGACCGGGAUCCUCACAGAGCCGACCACUGCAGCCAUCACAACAGUGGCCACGGGCUCCACAGCCAUCCCCUCCUCCACUCCUGGGACCACCUGGAUCCUCACAGAGCCAACCACAACAUUGACCACGACUGUGGCCACCGGCUCCACAGUCACCCCCUCCUCCACCCCAGCAACUGCUGCCACCUCAGAAUUGCUGACAACCACGGCCACGAAACCCACAGCCACUGGCUCCAAAGCCACUCCCUCCACCAGUCCAGGGACUGCAUCCACCCUUCCAGUUGUGCUGACAAGCACAGCCAACACACCCACAGCUACCAGCUUUACAGCCAUCCCGUCCUCCUCCCUGAGAACCACUUGGAACCUCACAGCACAGACCACCGCAACAACAGCCACCCAGUCCACAGCCCAUGCCUCCUCCACUCCAAGGACCACCCACACCUCCACAGCACUAACCACCACAGCCACCACAACCCAGGCCACUGGCUCCACGGCCACCCUCUUCACCUCAGGAACAGCUCACACCUCUAAAGUGCUGACCACCAUGGCCAUCACCACAAGCUCCACAGCCACCCCUUCCUCCAGCCCAGGGACUGCAAGCACCCUUACAGCACUUAUCACCACAAACACCACACCCACAACCAGUGGUUCCACAGUGACCCCCUCCUCCAUCCCGGGGACCACCCACACCCCCACAGUGCUGACCAACACCACCACAACUGUGGCCACUGGCUCUAUGGCAACACCCUCCUCUAGCCCACAGACUGUGGCCCACAGUUCCACAGCCACCUCCUCCUACACUCCAGGGACUACCUCAAUCCUCAUAGAGCCGAUCACUACAGCCAUCACAACAGUGGCCACGGGCUCCACAACCAGGCCCUCCUCCCCUCCGGGGACAACCAGGCUCCUCACAGAGCCAACCACCACUGCCACCAUAACUGUGGCCACCAGUUCCAUGGCAACGUCCUCCACUCAAGGGACGACCUCGAUCUUCACAGAGCCAACCACUACUGCCAUCACAACAGUGACCACAGGCUCCACAGCCACGCCCUCCUCUACUCCGGGGAUGACAGAGAUCCUCACAGAGCUGACCACUACAACCAUCACAGCAGUGGCCACGGGCUCCACGGCCAUGCCCUCCUCCACUCCGGGGACGGCCAGGAUCCUCACAGAGCCGUCCACUGCAACCAUCACAACAGUGGCCACGGGCUCCACGGCCACACCCUCCUCCACUCUGGGGACGACCGGGAUCCUCACAGAGCCGACCACUACAGCCAUCCCAACAGUAGCCACGGGCUCUACAGCCACGCCCUCCUCCACUCUGGGGACGACCAGGAUCCACACAGAACCAACCACCACUGCCACCAUAACUGUGGCCACCAGCUCCAUGACCACAUCCUCCUCCACUCUGGCGUCGACCUGGAUCCUCACAGAGCCUAGCACUACAGCCAUCACAACAGUGGCCACCAGCUCCACGUCCACGCCCUCCUCCUCUCCGGGGACAAUCACGCUCCUCACAGAGCCAACCACCGCUGCCACCAUAACUGUGGCCACCAGCUCCACAGCCACACCUUCCUCCACUCCAGGGACAACCUGGAUCCUCACAGAGCCUAGCACUACAGCCAUCACAACAGUGGCCACGGGCUCCACAGCCACGCCCUCUGCCACUCCGGAGACGACAGGGAUCCUCACAGAGCCAACCACCACUGCCACCAUAACUGUGGCCACCGGCUCCACAGCCAACCCCUCCUCCACUCCAGGGACGACUGGGAUCCUCACAGAGCCGACCAGCACAGCCAUCACAACAGUGGUCACGGGCUCCACAGCCAUCCCCUCCUCCACCCCACAGACUACUCGAAUCACUGAAGUAUUUCCCUCCACAACUGCAACAACUGAAGCCACUGGCUUCACGGCCAACCCCUCCUCUACCCCAGGGACCACCUGGAUCCUCACAGAACCAACCACCACAGCCACCAUAACUGUGGCCACCGGCUCCACGGCCACCUCCUCCUCCACUCCUGGGACCACCUGGAUCCUCACAGAGCCAACCACAACAUUGACCACGACUGUGGCCACUGGCUCCACAGUCACCCCCUCCUCCACCCCAGCAACUGCUGCCACCUCAGAAUUGCUGACAACCACAGCCACAAAACCCACAGCCACUGGCUCCAAAGCCACUCCCUCCACCAGUCCAGGGACUGCAUCCACCCUUCCAGUUGUGCUGACAAGCACAGCCAACACACCCACAGCUACCAGCUUUACAGCCAUCCCGUCCUCCUCCCUGAGAACCACUUGGAACCUCACAGCACAGACCACCGCAACAACGGCCACCCAGUCCACAGCCCACGCCUCCUCCACUCCAAGGACCACCCACACCUCCACAGCACUAACCACCACGGCCACCACGACCCAGGCCACUGGCUCCAUGGCCACCCUCCUCACCUCAGGAACAGCUCACACCUCUAAAGUGCUGACCACCAUGGCCAUCACCACAAGCUCCACAGCCACCCCCUCCUCCAGCCCAGGGACUGCAAGCACCCUUACAGCACUUAUCACCACAAACACCACACCCACAACCAGCCGCUAUACAGUGACCCCCUCCUCCAUCCCAGGGACCACCCACACCCCCACAGUGCUGACCAACACCACCACAACUGUGGCCACUGGCUCUAUGGCAACACCCUCCUCUAGCCCACAGACUGUGGCCCACAGUUCCACAGCCACCUCCUCCUACACUCCAGGGACUACUUCAAUCCUCAUAGAGCCGAUCACUACAGCCAUCACAACAGUGGCCACGGGCUCCACAACCAGGCCCUCCUCCCCUCCGGGGACAACCAGGCUCCUCACAGAGCCAACCACCACUGCCACCAUAACUGUGGCCACCAGUUCCAUGGCAACAUCCUCCACUCAAGGGACGACCUCGAUCUUCACAGAGCCAACCACUACUGCCGUCACAACAGUGACCACAGGCUCCACGGCCACGCCCUCCUCUACUCCAGGGAUGACAGAGAUCCUCACAGAGCUGACCACUACAACCAUCACAGCAGUGGCCACGGGCUCCACGGCCACGCCCUCCUCCACUCCGGGGAUGACCAGGAUCCUCACAGAGCCGUCCACUGCAACCAUCACAACAGUGGCCACAGGCUCCACGGCCACACCCUCCUCCACUCUGGGGACGACCGGGAUCCUCACAGAGCCGACCACUACAGCCAUCCCAACAGUAGCCACGGGCUCUACGGCCACGCCCUCCUCCACUCUGGGGACAACCGGGAUCCACACAGAACAAACCACCACUGCCACCAUAACUGUGGCCACCAGCUCCAUGGCCACACCCUCCUCCACUCUGGCGUCAACCUGGAUCCUCACAGAGCCUAGCACUACAGCCAUCACAACAACUACUCGAAUCACUGAAGUAUUUCCCUCCACAACUGCAACAACUGAAGCCACUGGCUCCACGGCCAACCCCUCCUCUACCCCAGGGACCACCUGGAUCCUCACAGAACCAACCACCACAGCCACCAUAACUGUGGCCACCGGCUCCACGGCCACCUCCUCCUCCACUCCUGGGACCACCUGGAUCCUCACAGAGCCAACCACAACAUUGACCACGACUGUGGCCACCGGCUCCACAGUCACCCCCUCCUCCACCCCAGCAACUGCUGCCACCUCAGAAUUGCUGACAACCACGGCCACGAAACCCACAGCCACUGGCUCCAAAGCCACUCCCUCCACCAGUCCAGGGACUGCAUCCACCCUUCCAGUUGUGCUGACAAGCACAGCCAACACACCCACAGCUACCAGCUUUACAGCCAUCCCGUCCUCCUCCCUGAGAACCACUUGGAACCUCACAGCACAGACCACCGCACUAACGGCCACCCAGUCCACAGCCCACGCCUCCUCCACUCCAAGGACCACCCACACCUCCACAGCACUAACCACCACGACCACCACGACCCAGGCCACUGGCUCCACGGCCACCCUCCUCACCUCAGGAACACCUCACACCUCUAAAGUGCUGACCACCAUGGCCAUCACCACAAGCUCCACAGCCACCCCUUCCUCCAGCCCAGGGACUGCAAGCACCCUUACAGCACUUAUCACCACAAACACCACACCCACAACCAGCCGCUAUACAGUGACCCCCUCCUCCAUCCCAGGGACCACUCACACCCCCACAGUGCUGACCAACACCACCACAACUGUGGCCACUGGCUCUAUGGCAACACCCUCCUCUAGCCCACAGACUGUGGCCCACAGUUCCACAGCCACCUCCUCCUACACUCCAGGGACUACCUCAAUCCUCAUAGAGCCGAUCACUACAGCCAUCACAACAGUGGCCACGGGCUCCACAACCAGGCCCUCCUCCCCUCCAGGGACAACCAGGCUCCUCACAGAGCCAACCACCACUGCCACCAUAACUGUGGCCACCAGUUCCAUGGCAACGUCCUCCACUCAAGGGACGACCUCGAUCUUCACAGAGCCAACCACUACUGCCGUCACAACAGUGACCACAGGCUCCACGGCCAUGCCCUCCUCUACUCCGGGGAUGACCGAGAUCCUCACAGAGCUGACCACUACAACCAUCACAGCAGUGGCCACGGGCUCCACGGCCAUGCCCUCCUCCACUCCGGGGACGGCCAGGAUCCUCACAGAGCCGUCCACUGCAACCAUCACAACAGUGGCCACGGGCUCCACGGCCACACCCUCCUCCACUCUGGGGACGACCGGGAUCCUCACAGAGCCAACCACUACAGCCAUCCCAACAGUAGCCACGGGCUCCACAGCCACGCCCUCCUCCACUCUGGGGACGACCAGGAUCCACACAGAACCAACCACCACUGCCACCAUAACUGUGGCCACCAGCUCCAUGGCCACACCCUCCUCCACUCUGGCAUCGACCUGGAUCCUCACAGAGCCUAGCACUACAGCCAUCACAACAGUGGCCACCAGCUCCACGGCCACGCCCUCCUCCUCUCCGGGGACAAUCACGCUCCUCACAGAGCCAACCACCGCUGCCACCAUAACUGUGGCCACCAGCUCCACAGCCACACCUUCUUCCACUCCAGGGACAACCUGGAUCCUCACAGAGCCUAGCACUACAGCCAUCACAACAGUGGCCACGGGCUCCACAGCCACGCCCUCCGCCACUCUGGAGACGACAGGGAUCCUCACAGAGCCAACCACCACUGCCACCAUAACUGUGGCCACUGGCUCCACAGCCAACCCCUCCUCCACUCCAGGGACGACUGGGAUCCUCACAGAGCCGACCAGCACAGCCAUCACAACAGUGGCCACGGGCUCCACAGCCACACCCUCCUCCACUCCAGGGAUGACCUCGAUCCUCACAGAGCCGACCACUACAACCAUCACAACAGUGGCCACUGGCUCCACAGCCAACCCCUCCUCCACUCCAGGGACGACCUCGAUCCUCACAGAGCCGACCACUACAGCCAUCACAACAGUGGCCACGGGCUCCACGGCCACACCCGCCUCCACUCCAGGGAUGACCUCGAUCCUCACAGAGCUGACCACUACAGCCAUCACAACAGUGGCCACGGGCUCCAUGGCCACGCCCUUCUCCACUCGGGGGACGACUGGGAUCCUCACAGAGCCAAUCAACACCGCCACCAUAACUGUGGCCACCCAUUCCACAGCCACGCCCUCCUCCACUCCAGGGACGACCUCAAUCCUCACAGAGCCGAUCACUACAGCCAUCACAACAGUAGCCACGGGCUCCAUGACCACGCCCUCCUCCUCUCCAGGGACGACCAGGCUCCUCACAGAGCCAACCACCACUGCCACCGUAACUGUGGCCACCAGCUCCAUGGCCAUGCCCUCCACUCAAGGGACGACCUUGAUCCUCACAGAGCCGAACACUACCGCCAUCACAACAGUGGCCACAGGUUCCACGGUCAUGACCUCCUCCACUCUAGGGACAACCGGGAUCCUCACAGAGCCGACCACUACAACCAUCACAACAGUGGCCACAGGUUCCACGGCCACACCCUCCUCCACUCUGGGGACGACCGGGAUCCUCACAGAGCCGACCACUACAGCCAUCACAACAGUGGCCACAAGGUCCACGGCCACGCCCUCUUCCACUUCAGCGUCGACCUGGAUCCUGACAGAGCCGAGCACUACAGCCAUCACAACAGUGGCCACGGGCUCCACGGCCAUCCCCUCCUCCACUCCGAGGACCACUGUGAUCUUCACAGAGCCGACCACCACUGCCACCAUAACUGUGGCCACUAGCUCCACAGCUAUCCCCUCCUCCACUCCAGGGACGACCUGGAUCCUCACAGAGCCGACCACUCUAGCCACCCCGACUGAGGCCACUGGCUCCACAGCCACCAUACCCAGAGUGCCCAGCUCCUCAGCCACCCCCUUCUCCAGCCCAGGGACUGCAGGCACCCUUCCAGUGCAGACCACUACAGCAACCACGACCAUGGCCAGUAGGUCUACGGCCAUCCCCUCCUCCACUGUGAGAACAGCUCGCACCCCCAAAGUGCUGACCACCACGGCCCCCAGGCCCACAGCCACUGGCUCCACGGUUCCCAGAUCAUCCACCCUGGGGACCACCCACACCCCCGCAGUGCUCCCCAGCAGCCUGCCAGCCUUCAGCGUGUCCACUGUGUCCUCCUCAGUCCUCACCACCCUCAGACCCACUCACUUCCCCAGCUCCCACUUCUCUACUCCCUGCUUCUGCAGGGCAUUUGGACAGUUCUUCUCACCCGGGGAAGUAAUCUACAAUAGGACAGACCGAGCCGGCUGCCAAUUCUAUGCCGUGUGCAACCAGCACUGUGGCCUCGACCGCUUCCAGGGCACCUGCCCCACCUCCCCACCACCAGCGUCCUCCACCCCGCUGCCCUCGCCCUCCCCUGCCCCUGGCUGUGACAAUGCCAACCCUCCCCGGCAGGUGAAUGAGACCUGGACCCUGGAGAACUGCACGGUGGCCAAGUGCGUGGGUGACAACCGUGUUGCCCUGCUGGACCCAAAGCCUGUGGCCAACGUCACCUGCGUGAACAAGCACCUGCCCAUCAAAGUGUCGGACCCGAGCCAGCCCUGUGACUUCCACUAUGAGUGCGAGUGCAUCUGCAGUGUGUGGGGCAGUUCCCACUAUUCCACCUUUGACGGCACCUCUUACACCUUCCGGGGCAACUGCACCUAUGUCCUCAUGAGAGAGAUCCACGCACGCCUUGGGAAUCUCAGCCUCUACUUGGACAACCACUACUGCGCGGCUGCUACUGCCAGCUGCUCCCGCGCCCUCAGCAUCCACUACAAGUCCAUGGAUAUCGUCCUCACCGUCACCAUGGUGCAUGGGAAGGAGGAGGACCUGAUCCUGUUUGACCAAAUUCCGGUGAGCAGCGGUUUCAGCAAGAACGGCGUGCUUGUGUCUGUGACGGGGACCACCACCAUGCGCGUGGACAUUCCUGCCCUGGGUGUGAGUGUCACCUUCGAUGGCCACGUCUUCCAGGCCCGGCUGCCCUACGGCCUCUUCCACAACAACACCGAGGGCCAGUGUGGCACCUGCACCAACAACCAGAGGGACGACUGUCUCCAGCGGGACGGAACCACUGCCGCCAGCUGUAAGGACAUGGCCAAGACUUGGUUGGUCCCUGACAGCAGAAAGGACGGCUGCUGGGCCCCGACUGGCACGCCCCCCACUGCCAGUCCCCCGGCCCCGGUGUCUAGUGCACCCACCCCCAGCCCGUGCCCGCCGCAGCCGCUCUGUGAUCUGAUGCUGAGCCAGGUCUUUGCUGAGUGCCACGACCUUGUCCCCCCGGGCCCAUUCUUCAAUGCCUGCAUCAGCGACGGCUGCCAGGGCCGCCCCGAGGUGCCCUGCCAGAGCCUGGAGGCCUACGCAGCGCUCUGCCGCGCCCGGGGAGUGUGCAGUGACUGGCGAGGUGCAACCGGCAGCCUGUGCGAUCUCACCUGCCCACCCACCAAAGUAUACAAGCCGUGCGGCCCCAUACAGCCUGCCUCCUGCAACUCCAGGAACCAGAACCCACAACUGGAGGGGCUGGCGGAGGGCUGCUUCUGCCCUGAGGACCAGAUCCUCUUCAGCGCACACACGGACACCUGCGUGCAGUCCUGCGCCUGCGUGGGACCUGAUGGGUUUCCCAAAUCUCCCGGGCAGCAGUGGAUCAGCAACUGCCAGUCCUGCGUGUGUGAUGAGGGCUCAGUGUCGGUGCAGUGCAAGCCCCUGCCCUGUGAGGCCCAGGGUCAGCCCCCACCGUGCAGCCACCCCGGCUUCAUGACCGUGACCAGGCCCCGGGCCGACAACCCCUGUUGCCCUGAGACGGUGUGCGUAUGCAACACAACCACCUGCCACCAGAGCCCACCCGUGUGCCCGCUAGGGCAGGAGUUGAUCAGCACCCAGAAGGAGGGCGACUGCUGUCCCACCCUCCUCUGCAGACCUCAGCUGUGUUCCUACAACGGCAUCUUCUAUGGGGUUGGUGCAACCUUCCCAGGGGCCCUUCCCUGCCACAUGUGUACCUGCCUCUCUGGGGACACCCAGGACCCAGCAGUGCAAUGUCAGGAGGAUGCCUGCCACAAUACUACCUGCCCCCAGGGCUUUGAGUACAAGAGCGUGGCCGGGCAGUGCUGCGGGGAGUGCGUGCAGACCGCCUGCCUCACGCCUGGUGGUCCACCAGUCCAGCUGAACGAAACCUGGGUCAAUAGCCGUGUGGACAACUGCACUGUGUACCACUGUGAGGUCGAGAGCGGAGUCUAUUUGCUGACCCCACAGCCUGCAUCCUGCCCAGAUGUGUCCAGCUGCAGGGGGAGCCUCAGGAAAACCGGCUGCUGCUACUCCUGUGAGGAGGACUUCUGUCAAGUCCGCGUCAACACAACCGUCCUGUGGCACCAGGGCUGCAGGACUGAGGUCAACAUCACCUUCUGUGAGGGCUCCUGCCCCGGAGAGUCCAAGUACUCGGCAGAGGCCCAGGCCAUGCAGCACCAGUGCACCUGCUGCCAGGAGAGGCGGGUCCACGAGGAGACGGUGCUCUUGCACUGUCCCGACGGCUCGACUGUCCUGCACACCUACAACCAUGUGGAUGAGUGUGGCUGCACGCCCUUCUGUGUCCCUGCGCCCAUGGCUCCCACAUACCCCCCCGGCUUCCUGGCCCAGGAGGCCACUGCUGUCUGAGGAUAUUCUGCCUCCAUCCCCAUGCUCUGUCCAUCUGGAGCCAGGACGUGCAUUGCCUGAUCAUGAAAACCUUGGGCCUGCUCUGCGGAGCCCCCCGGCCUCUGUGUGUGGCACCCCGUGCCUCUGUGCUCCUGCUGCCCACCCUGUGGGUGAAACCGGACCCCGGAAGGGUGAGGGGCCAGCAGGAUCCCUUUCAGGAGGGCACCACUCAGGAGUCCUGUCCUGGGAGAGCCUGUGGCCCACCUUGGCCUUGCCCCUCCUUGAUGUCACUGGG
Messenger RNA from Rhinopithecus roxellana (golden snub-nosed monkey), 17251 nucleotides. It is a transcript of the gene MUC5B, whose product is annotated as mucin 5B, oligomeric mucus/gel-forming. Gene Ontology annotation, cellular component: extracellular matrix. Gene Ontology annotation, molecular function: protein binding. Lineage: Eukaryota; Metazoa; Chordata; Mammalia; Primates; Cercopithecidae. The transcript is spliced from 57 exons. The record is from RefSeq and is a predicted model, not a curated record. Bases 1 to 16977 code for a protein of 5658 amino acids.